This is a messenger RNA of Cladocopium goreaui, 576 nucleotides long. Lineage: Eukaryota; Dinophyceae; Suessiales; Symbiodiniaceae. The record is from the annotation of a GenBank genome assembly.
AUGGCGAUCAUGAGUGGGAAGGUUGCAGCAGCUUCUGGUUUUUCUACGCGUGGAGAAGAUGGUUCAAUGGUGGCACCGGCUGAGCUGCGCAAUGCCCUCGUGGAGCAUUUUGCACCGCAGGAGCAUGGAGAUGUGGGCGGCAGUAUUUCGGCACAGGUGGAAGAGCUUCGUAUGGACGCCAGCAGCAAAGGACGCACGUGGCUGCAAGAGAAGAUUGCGAGCAUGACACAGGGUGUCUUGCAGAAGGUUGCAGCAGCUUCUGAUGUGUCGGCACGUAGACAAGAUGGUUCAAAGUUGGCACUGGCUGAGCUGCGCAAUGCCCUCGUGGAGCAUUUUGCAGCGCAGGAUGAUGAUGUGCAUGCAUUGAAAGCUAGACUAGAGCAGCUUCGUAUGGAUGGCCGUCGGGAAGGCGUGAAGUGGCUUCGAAAGGUUGUUGGUGAGAUGGAAGAGCAUGCGCUGCGGUCCCUGAGCGCAGCGGCUGGCUUGGGGCUUGUCGAUGGCAGCGGAAAGUCGCUUUCUGGCGCCAAAGUUCGGGCAUCGUUGGUGAAGUAUCUGGCUCCUGAGGCGGGGGAUUGA